Coccinella septempunctata (seven-spotted ladybird) is the source of this 808-nucleotide messenger RNA. RefSeq names its product apolipoprotein D-like. The coding region runs from base 169 to 741 and encodes 190 amino acids. The transcript has 5 exons. Gene Ontology annotation, molecular function: pigment binding. The record is from RefSeq and is a predicted model, not a curated record. Lineage: Eukaryota; Metazoa; Arthropoda; Insecta; Coleoptera; Coccinellidae.
CGUUCAUUGUUCAAAUCAAUCGACCAAGCACUUGGCCUGCUUCAAGAAACAAGAUUAUCCUAUUUAGUAACCAGUCCACUUAUCUCACGAUCCGCUGACAGGACAAACGUGACUAAAUCCUGUCGUUGAUAGAAUACUUAUCAGACUUUGGUGCUUAUUCUUGUUGAGAUGUGGAAAUUAUUAGCCAUUUGGGCGAUUUGCAUUUGUGAAAUAUGGUGUCAAGUACCUUUCUUUGGAAAGUGCCCCGAAAUCGAUAGUGUGCAGAAAAAUUUCGAUUUGAAUAAGUAUACAGGUAGAUGGUUUGAAGCAGAAAAAUACUUCGCUAACUUCGAGCUAGGAAAAAAAUGCAUCUUCGCUGACUAUUCUCUCUUCGAGAAUGGCACCAUGAAAGUAUUGAAUCAAGAUAUAAACAUUAACACCCACAAGAAGAGUUCAAUUGAAGGAAAUGCAAGACCUGCCGGAGACGACAAAGAGGGUAAAUUAUUGGUGAAUUUUCCGCGUAGAGGAGUUCGUGUAGACGCACCUUACUGGGUGUUGGAAACUGAUUACGACAGCUAUGCUGUUGUCUGGGCAUGCUCUGAGUACCCAAUGGUUAGCACAAAGUAUGCCUGGAUAUUGACCAGAAAGAGAGACCCAUCAGAAGAAACACUAAAGAAAGCUUACCAAGUAUUCGAAAGGCUUAAUCUCAGUAAAAAAGAUCUGUUCAAAACCGAUCAGAAAGACUGUCCUAUCGACGAAUGAAAAUGAGGAAUAAUAUUUCGAUGAAAAAUGUUUUUAUUCUUUCAAUAAAGCUGUUCCUCAUUUUGCA